AAUUUCACCACGGCUCACUGUCGAGACAUACAGAGAUGCCUGAAGGGAAGUUUAGGGAGAGCCAUGGUCGACACUCCUCUUGGAGGAGAUACCAGUAUGAUGGUCGGAGGGUGUGGAAGACUGGGGGGGAAAAGAGUGGCUGGCUGGAGUCAGUGGGCAAAGUUGCAAAGGAAGCAUUUCUUCCUCAAGGCUAUCCUGACAGUGUGAGCUCAGACUACCUCUCCUACCAGCUAUGGGACACCUUGCAGUCCUUCUGUUCCUCCAUCACUGGUACCUUGGCGACACUGGCCGUGUUGAAGGGGGUGGGCGUGGGAGACAGUACUGCUACUCCACUUGCAGCCACCAUCACCUGGAUGCUCAAAGAUGGCACAGGAAUGCUGGGCAGAAUUCUCUUUGCUUGGUUAUGCGGAACUGAUCUGGACUGUUUCUCAAAGCAGUGGAGAUUGGUGGCUGAUGCUCUCAAUGACCUGGCUAUUCUACUGAACCUGAUUGCUCCCUUAUUUCCUGGUGUCUUCUUAUUCAUAGCCUGUUUUGCAAGUCUUUGUAGGGCAAUUGUGGGUGUGGCCGGUAAUGCAACGAGAGCUGCCUUCGUGCAGCAUCAGGCACGGAGGAACAAUAUGGCCGAUGUGGCUGCUAAAGACGGUAGUCAGGAAACACUCAUGAAUCUCGUUGGUCUGAUAGUGAACCUGAUCAUCAUUCCCACGGUGGCUAGCAGUCAAUCAUUGAUCUGGCUGAUGUUUGUGGUGUUCACUGCACUGCACCUGUGGGCCAACUACUGUGCUGUCACUGUCCUCUGCAUGGAGACACUCAACAAGAACAGACUCCAUGUUGUUGUGCAGCACUACCUCAAGACAGGAGAUGUGCUAACUCCCAAACAAGCCAACGCUCAAGAGCCUGUGCUCAGACGAAUUCCGAUGAGGUUGAACUAUAGUCUUGGGUGUCCGCUGAGUAAGGCAUUGCAGUCUGCAACCAACGACUACAUCAGAUUGAAUAACUACAUGUUCAUACCUCACAGUGGUGGACACAAAGUGUCAGUUUGUCUUCACGAGGAGAGUGAUAGGAAGGAUCAGUUAAGAGCAGCUCUGACUGUGGAGUGUGCCGAGUUCAUAUGCACAUCUGGAAUGACAGGGCCCGUGCUGACCCAUGAAUAUGCUCAGUAUCUAGGUGGAGAAGGCAAUGCUUUAAAGAUGGCACAGUCAAUAAUGGACAAAUCUUGUGAAGAGUUCAUCUCCGCCUUGUCUACUGUUGGAUGGGUGACCUCUCACGUAUUGUUAGGGGCUGAAGAAUGGCGUUAUAGCUGGUCACCUGACAAAAACACUUAGUUUUCAAUUAUAGUAUUGUUGUACACUCUUAACAAUUUUCAGUAUUUACAUAACAUUUUGUGAUGUGGUUUAUUAUGCUGUAGAUGCAUCUUCAAUGAAUAAUGUUAACUUUGCACCCAGCAACACACUGAAGAGUUGCAAGGCUAGCAUUAAAGCAUGGCUGAAGCGAAGGAAAGAUGCUAUAAGAUCAUUCUAAUGGGAGAUGAAUCAACGGAGAGAGCUAGAUUGUUUAAGUACAUGGCAAAUCUGGCUCCUGAUAAGAGAAAGGAGACAAGAGACAGUUGGACUGCUACUUUUACUGUGUCUGACAUAACUGUAGAGGUCCGUGUGAGUGACACACCCUCAAAAGUGGUGUCUCCAAAGAGCUACUACUUUUCGGCGGAUGGUGCUAUACUCGUGUACGACACUACGGAUCUGGAGACACUGAACAAUCUACAGCACUGGCUCAAAAUGCUGAGAUGGGCGAGGGGGAAAAUGCAACCAGUAUGUGCUCUAUGGGGUAACAAAGGCUCUGGUUGGAAUUCUGUUGAGGAGGCCAAUGUAACUGGUUUUCAAGAUAGGAACGAGGAGAAAGUUCGUCUAUUAGCUAAAGUGGAUGUUUCCAAUGACGAUGGUCAUAUCAUGGAACAAUUUAAUGAGCUAUUAAAAGAAAUUCAUUUUACUCACACAAAGAGUUAUCCGUCGCUGCGACAGAAUACCGGAAUAGAUACUGGCAGUGUUGUGCAUUUGGAUGAUUAUUCGAAUGAAAGUAAAACUGGAAAGAGUGGAUGCUCGUGUUGAAUUUGUUGAUAUUUUACUCGCUAUUUUACACGCUUCGCUUAUAUUUGCACCAGCACUUUUUGUGUCCAAUCUCUGUGUUGUAUAUAUGCUCUGUGUGUUUGGAUACAUUUUUUAAAAUUGG
Halichondria panicea is the source of this 2223-nucleotide messenger RNA. RefSeq names its product RUS family member 1-like. Lineage: Eukaryota; Metazoa; Porifera; Demospongiae; Suberitida; Halichondriidae. The record is from RefSeq and is a predicted model, not a curated record. The coding region runs from base 36 to 1322 and encodes 428 amino acids. The transcript has 14 exons.